AAGAUAUCUAAUAGUAACAGAAGCAUUUCUAAGCAACAACGAAGUUUCAAUUCGACGAUUUAAAUCAAAUCAACAUGAACGCAUUAGUAACUGUUUUCUUCUCCGUAGUUGGCGUUGUCGUUAUUCAAGGUCAAGGAGUCAGUGUUUGUGAUACUGUUACAUGUAUCAAUGGAUUCUGUACGGUAAAUGCUUUAAACCAGGCAGUUUGUCAAUGUGAACCAGGUUAUAAACCAUCCGGUACUCCCAGAAUCUGUGUUGAUAUCGAUGAAUGUGUAGAAUAUGAUACUCUUUGUAAUCAGCAAACAGGAUGUUGUAAUUUCUUGGGAACCUAUUCUUGUCUUCCAUGCUCUGCCUUCCGUCAACGUCAACAACAGCAGCCCAUUCCAUACAGUCUCUUGCGACUUCUUGCUGACAAACGAAAAUAAACAUUUUAUGGACUCUUAAAGAUUAUCAUAACCUUCACCACCACGUUUGAUUUGAAUGUAGAAUCGGAACAUCCGAUUUUCGUUAAAACAUAGCUACAGAACAGAUAGUUGAUAUUCUAUCAGUUUGUAAAUUGAAAUAUUAGAUGACUAUUAUACUUUUAACCCUAUUAUUUUUCCAAAUUCAAUUCUUAUGUUUCGUUUUUUUUUAUUUCUUGUUCUUUUUUUAUCUAUCUCUAUACAUUUUUAUUAUUUUCUACAAUUUGGAUCUCAUUUUUUUCUGAUUUAAUUGAAUAAUAAAAAUUCAAAUCUUAAUAUC
Messenger RNA from Lottia gigantea (owl limpet), 741 nucleotides. RefSeq lists its product as hypothetical. The transcript has 4 exons. NCBI's taxonomy places the organism in Eukaryota, Metazoa, Mollusca, Gastropoda, Lottiidae. The coding region runs from base 75 to 425 and encodes 116 amino acids. The record is from RefSeq and is a predicted model, not a curated record. Gene Ontology annotation, molecular function: calcium ion binding.